GCCAUAUUCCUUUCUCUCACUUUUGCUCCUUUUUUGUCUCAUAGUUUCUGCAUUUCUUGCUCACAUCACCUCUCUGUUACACAACAAACUCCUCUGUUCUCAGACCAUAAAAAAGGUUGAAACUGAAAUUCGUGGAUGGAUUGAUUAUGCAGAUUGAACCCAUCAUCUACUCCUUUUAUUUCCUAGUCUGUUCAGCUUUCAUUUUUAUUGCUUAAAAAGAACAUUUUCUCAGUCUCAAGUCUUUUGAUUCUUUCAUGAAAUAACCGAGAGUUUGGGGUCCUUUUUUCAGUGUGAAACUGGAAUGUUACUUUCACAAAACCAAAAAGCUCAGAACUUUGGAGUCAUUUUCAAGUGGGCUUUUUCUUAUUUAUCAAAAGAAAGGCUUUUUUAAGUGGAUUUUGGUUUCUUGGAAGACAUGCUGCUCCAGCCUCCAGGCUUCUCAAAAGGGUUGCUUUGUUUUGUGCUGCAUUUGCUCUUCUGAAGUUUGAGGCCAAAAUUUGAGUGCAAGAAGGUACUGCAGAGGCUCUGAGAGAAAUGUGCUAUGAUUAUGCUGAAGAAAAGCCAAAAAUGUUGGUUUCUUUGAUAAAGUGGUAUGCUUGAUUUGAUGGUAAAAGAGAGAUGGGUGUAACAAGCUCAAAAGAGGGGAGGAGUGAAGCUUUAAGACUAUGCAAAGAAAGGACAAGAUUUAUCAAACGAGCUAUUGAAUCAAGAUAUGCUUUAGCAGCUGCUCAUGUUGCUUAUGUUGAAUCAUUAAGAAAUAUUGGGAAUGCUCUUAGGAGAUAUGCUGAGGCUGAAGCACUUAUAGAGUCCUCUAUACCUACUUCAGCCACUGAACUGGAAAAAACCCCUUCACAUUCUUCGUAUCUGUCGCCCUCGCCAUCUCACAUUGGGGGUGUUUCAGGUUCUCCAGUGCUUAAUGGGAGCCCCCUUUCACCACCCAAUGCUAGGAUGAGUUAUAUGAUGUCAGGUGGGACUAGUGCUGUGACUGUUAGGAUGAUUCCAAAUUUACCAAGGAAUAUGUAUGUGGGUGAUGAUGAGUACGUGACGCCUCCACCACCACCGCCUCCACCUCCACCUCCACCUCCUGAAUCAGGAUCUUCUUGGGACUUUUUUUAUCCAAUUGAUGAUUCUGAGAGCUUUAGAUUUGUUGGGGAUAACAAUGUGCCUCUGGAUUUCGAUGAUGUGAAAAUGCAUGGCGUUGUUGGGGAAAAACAUGCGGGUUUUAAUAGCAACAAUGAAAUGGAUGAAGUGUUCGUGACACCAAAAUCAAAGGUGCAGAGCAAUAGCAAGUUGGUUGUGUACAAUGGGAACUCAUCUAUACCUCAAAGGACUCAAAGUGGUCCUCAGCCAGUAGUUGAUAGUGAAGUUAAGGAUAUGAACAUAGAACCAAAAAGGAAUGGCUCUGUUGGAACAUCAGUGGGCAAAACAGGUUCUGAGCAGUCAAUCUCCAGGAGAGAUAAGUCUGCAGUGGGGAAGGACAUGUGCACUGACAGAGAGGAUCCUUCAGAGUUCAUUACUCACAGGGCUAAAGAUUUUCUGCCUAGUAUAAAAGACAUUGAGCACUGGUUUUCCAAAGCAUCUGAAUCAGGGAAAGGAAUUUCUAGGAUGCUUGAGGCAAAUAAAAUCCAAGUUGGAUAUGCUGAAGCUAAAGGAAAAGCACCAGUUGCAGUUUAUUUGGCUUCUUUCAAAACAGCUUGCUGCCAAGGAAAAAAUGCAAACGUAUCUGAUGAUCCAGAGCAGCACGCAACAAAGGUUAUUACAUGGAAGCGGACAACAUCUUCAAGGUCCUCUUCUUCAAGAACUCCUCUUACUAAAGAUGACAAUGACGGUAGUAGUAGUGACUUCAUGGAGGAGUUCUGCAUGGCUGCUGGAAGUCAUUCUUCUACCUUGGAUAGACUCUAUGCAUGGGAGAGGAAGUUAUAUGAUGAAGUCAAGGCCAGUGAAUCUAUCCAGAAGGAGUAUGACCGAAAGUGCAACCAGCUCAGGCACCAAUCUGCAAAGGAUCUUAGUGCCCAAGUAAUUGACAAAACCAGAGCUGUGGUAAAACAUUUGCAUUCACGAAUUUCAGUUGCCCUUCAUGCUGUUGAUUCAAUCUCAAAGCGGAUUGAGAGACUGAGGGAUGAUGAAUUGUUGCCCCAACUUUUGGAACUUAUUCAAGGAUUAAUCUGGAUGUGGAAAUGGAUGCUUGAGUGUCAUUAUUCACAGUAUAUAACCAUCUCGUUAGCAUACCAUUCAAAGACCUCGGGAGGGACUGCCCAAGGAGAUGCGCACAAGGAUAUCAUGUUGCAGCUGCUGCAUGAAGUAGAAUGUUUUGGCUUGAGUUUUGCUGAUUGGAUCAACAGUCUCACAUCAUAUGUAGAAGCUCUAAACAGUUGGCUACAGAACUGCAUCUUGCAGCCUCAAGAACGAUACAAGGGCAGAAGAGUAUUUUCUCCUCGUCCAGUUUUACCACCACCAAUAUUCGCUCUCUGUCGUGAGUUGUCUGCCGGCAUCAAAUGUUUGCCAUCACAAGAACUUAGUGAUGCAAUCAGAGUCUUUUUAUCUGAUCUUCGCCAGUCAAUUGGACAUCAAGCUGAUGAACCACCCAAGAAAGAAAACACGCCCGAAGCUGGCAAUAAUGGAGAAUUGGAGUGCAACAAUGAAGAGAAAAUUGAUGACAGGUCUGCAAAUUUGAAUAGCUUACAAACAAGUUUGGCAAAGGUAUUGGACAGUCUAACCAAGUUUUCUGAGGCUUCACAGAAAAUGUACGAAGAUGUUAAGCAGAAAAGUUUGACAGCUAUAAAUGCAUAUUACAAUUACAGACCACCACCAAGGUCACAUACCAUAUGAGGUAUAUUUUGUGUUUGAUUGUAACCAACAGCUUGGUGAGAAUAGGAACUCUAAUGAACAGGAGGAUGGAAUUCUUAUCUUUUACAUAGCUUAACUGGAUGGGUAAAAGGGGACUUGUGUUUCAAGGCAUUGUGCAGAUCCUUGUAUUUUUGUUCUUAUCUAAAUGUUUUCCUGUUCUGAUUUC
This is a messenger RNA of Coffea arabica (coffee), 3013 nucleotides long. Its product is annotated as protein ROLLING AND ERECT LEAF 2. Lineage: Eukaryota; Viridiplantae; Streptophyta; Magnoliopsida; Gentianales; Rubiaceae. The record is from RefSeq and is a predicted model, not a curated record.